CAUGCCGAAAAGUGGAAGCGAGAAACAAAUUAAAAUAUUGGUUAAGGCACUCGAAACAGAAUUGGAAUUUUCUAUCUCUCCCUCAACAAACGGUCAUCAAUUACUGUAUGAGAUCUCACAAGUUCUAGGCCUACACGAGAGGUGUUUUUUCGCUUUACAAUGCGCGGAUACAAGAAAUAAGCAGUCUUGGAUAAAACUGAAUCAAGCGAAAUAUUACUAUGAAGACGUGAAAGAUAAUAUUUUAAACGGUCUAUGGGAGUGUCCUUUAGAAAAUGCUUUAUUGUUAGCUUCAUUCGCGAUAAUAGAAAAAUAUGGCCCUUACAACGAAGCAAAGAAUUUCAACGAAAUUUUAAUAAAAGAAAACUACUUUCUCCCAAAAAGCUUCGAGGGCUAUCAUGCUAUAAUAUCUGAAGAAUGGCAGAGUAAAAUCUUGCAACUAUUUCAAGAUCAUAGUAAUAUUGAUAGUGACCAGGCACGCAUAGAGUAUUUAAAGGCUGCUCAAGAUUUACCUUCGUUCGGAAUGAGUUAUUACCAAAUAAAAAAUAAGAGAGGCUCGACUGUCUAUCUUGGUAUUGAUGCAGUUGGAAUAAGCGUAUUUGAAAUGCACGACAAGCUACAACAAACACUGAUAUUUUUUACCCAAACUGUGAAAAAGAGCAAUGAGAUAUUAUUAUUAUGUAUGGGUUAUCACGAACUCUAUAUGAGGAAGCGACGGGAAACAACGAAUGAGCCAGAAGAUGAAUUUACCGCUGUAGAGACAUGUUUACCAAAAACUCCGGAACACAAAGAAGAAUGCGAUAGAGAUAGUGAAAAAUCUAUUGAAGAGUGUAACCAGAGUGUUACCUCGGAUGAAGAGAGAGUUGAUAGUCAGCAAAAGGAUGUCGAAGAAGAAUAUUGUAAUAAUUCAAGUGUAGAGAUUAGUGAGAAAAGUGAGAAAAAUAUAAAAGAAAAUAACGAGCCUACGCCCUAUGAUAUAGAAGGAAAAGAAAAGACAGAAGAAACGGAGGAUAAUAAGUCGUCAAUUGACGCAAAAGAUUAUACAGUUGUUAUGAGACCAAAGAAACCUAAAACUAGCUUUGUACCUACACCUGAUGAGUACAUUAAUGAAGAUGUUUCAACUUGUUUAUGCGGUAUGGUAUUUUUAAUUGUUGAAGCGCAAUUGGAAACAAAUUCAAAUGCUCCAAGGCCAGAGGAAGAAAAGAAUCCAUUUGUUGAUGAGCACAGGGUCGUAUAUAAGAAACUUAUACAACUAUUCGAAGAGCUAUCCAAAAAGCCCGAUUCAAUAGAAACCUGGUCUGCUGUUAAUAAGUAUAAGACAUUGAAAGAAAUUCGAAGAGGUUAUACAAAGGAAAGGAUAGCCAUAUUCGAGGGCAUGUGA
This is a messenger RNA of Dimorphilus gyrociliatus, 1378 nucleotides long. NCBI's taxonomy places the organism in Eukaryota, Metazoa, Annelida, Polychaeta, Dinophilidae. The record is from the annotation of a GenBank genome assembly.